Molecule: messenger RNA, 1669 nt
Organism: Etheostoma spectabile (orangethroat darter)
Lineage: Eukaryota; Metazoa; Chordata; Actinopteri; Perciformes; Percidae
Product: protein PML
Exons: 2
Coding region: 139-870 (243 amino acids)
Biological process (GO): DNA catabolic process
Cellular component (GO): cytoplasm
Molecular function (GO): nucleic acid binding; 3'-5'-DNA exonuclease activity
Source: RefSeq, a predicted model, not a curated record
AUAGAUGUUUACCGACGCCAUGUAGCUAACUACGUAUGGCUAGCGUGUCUUUAGUGUGUCUUUCUUUCGCUUAUUUUACACAACGUCACUGUGGGUGUCAGAUUUUCGAAACGUUGUUGAAGCUGUGGCGGUGGCGGGAUGCAAACAUCUGAUUCAGACGGAGUUGAAACGUCUCAACAGUCGCUGGUUUUCUUUGACUUGGAGACAACCGGACUGGAUAAGAGUUGUGAGAUUGUCCAGCUGGCUGCAGUGAGUGGAAGCCACUCUCUCAACCUCUAUGUCAUCCCUCGGUGUCGAAUGCAGCGAGGAGCAGCCAAAGUGACCGGCUUCAGGGUCCGCAGACAGAGAUUGUACCUCCAUCGACAACUUGUUCACACCAACUCCCUGCGAGAGGUCCUGGUCUCCUUCAUAGCUUUUCUUCAGAUGCUCAGACGCCCGCUUGUCAUUGGCCACAACAUCCGCUGCUUCGACUGUCCGCUGUUGGCUCGAGUUCUCGAUGAACUGGACCUCAGGGCAGAGUUCGAGUCAGCGGUCUCCGGCUGUGUUGACACUUUACCGCUGGCCCGGGAGAUGCUGAAGGACCGCGGCCUCCAGAGUUUUCGUCAGGAGAACCUGGUCAGGGAGCUCCUGGGUGUGAACUACAAGGCCCAUGAUGCUUUGGAGGAUGUGCGGGCGUUACAGGCACUGUUUAGUGUGCUUCAGCCCACACCAGAAUUGAUCUGUAGACAUAGGUUUACUCUGGACACCAUGAAAAACAAACCUGCUGUCAAAGCUGCUAAAUCUGAAGUUCCCUGUAAGCCACCAGGACAGAGCACGCUGUGGGAGAAGUUCAGACUGACGGGGAAGAAAGAAGACGAAGCCACAAGUUAAAACAUAUGAAACCCGCUGGAUUGCUUGAUGGCAAAAAACAAAACAAAAGGGGGGCUUUUGUUCUUGCUGUACAUACAGAGCUGAAGCUGUCAGUUUACUACAAAGGUUGAUGGUGGAACAAAUGAAAAACUGACUGGAGAAAAUCACUGCAAACAUCCUCUUUGGUGAAGCAUAAAGGAAAACAACUACUGCGCAAAUGGAUUGUUCCUGCAACAGCUCAUGGAAGCUUGGAAAGGUGAGCAAAACAUACAAAGACAAUGCCUGCACAUCUGGAAGUCACACAUUAUACUUCAGCCUGAUGCAGCACUUGGAUAAGGGUGAGAUGGGUUUUUUCGUUUGCCUAAUCGGGCCUUUUAGUUCUUGUAGACUGCCUUGUAUGGCAUAGUCCGUUUCAAAUCCGUAAACUUCAAUCUCCCCCUUUUUGAUUAUUCUAAAAACAUGCACUUCAGUUUAUUGCACAAUUAUCAACAAAUUCACUAUUUAUUUCAGAAACAACAAACGGGCAUAAAGAGUAUUCCUUAACAAAAAGCCAAGAUUCAAACGUCUGUUUUUGUGGUUAUAAAUGGUAAAAAUGUAUAUAAUGGUGUGCAGAUUUUUCUCUUAUUCCAUUAUCAACCCAGCAGCUUUAUUUUUAGUCAUCAAUUUGUGGAAAUAGUGAUGACUAGGUUAUGUAUAAAGGUUUGUUACUGAGAAAAUGUUAUGUGCUUUCAUUCUGAAUUCCCUUCAAGGUUUUGAUAAGCUUUGAAGAGCAUUUUUAUUGAAGGUAAAUUAAUCUGCAAAUAAAUGUUAUAUUUCUACA